AUGAGUGGAAUAAGGUCAAUGAUAAGUGUGAUUCCUCACUGCACCGGGUCUUCAAGGUUUUCUUACAACAAUACAACUGUGUUCUGCACUGUUCAUGGACCAUCAGAUGCCACGUCUAGGCAAGAAGAUCCAGAAAAGGCUUUCCUAGAUGUGAGAUGGAAGGACAUGAUACUCAUAAAUGGAAGAAUCUAUGACAAAUACUUCUCAAAAGUGAUUGAAAGAGUUCUUUCUAAGAACAUUAUUUUGGAGCUGGAUGCAUGCAGGACAAUACAAGUAGGCUUUAAUGUUGUGGGAGAAACAAGGAAUGCCUUGUUUUGUGCUGUGAAUGCAGCGCUUUUGGCCCUUGCAGAUGGAGGUAUCCCGCUAAAGUCCAUGUUUUAUGCUAGCAGUUCAUUUAUGCACGAAGAGGAAGUUAUUAUUUUUGACGGUGAAGGGAAUAUAGUGGAUAGUCACGCAUUCGAAGCUAUUUCAGGAGAGAACAUAGACAGCGCAAAGGACUUCCUUAAAUACGUUAAGGAAGUGCAGGUUUAUACUUUGAGGUCCAAAUUUCCUUUUCCUAUUGUCUAA
Messenger RNA from Encephalitozoon hellem ATCC 50504, 567 nucleotides. RefSeq names its product RNase PH-like protein. Gene Ontology annotation, cellular component: nuclear exosome (RNase complex); nucleolus; cytoplasmic exosome (RNase complex). Bases 1 to 567 code for a protein of 188 amino acids. Gene Ontology annotation, biological process: nuclear mRNA surveillance; U4 snRNA 3'-end processing; poly(A)-dependent snoRNA 3'-end processing. NCBI's taxonomy places the organism in Eukaryota, Fungi, Microsporidia, Unikaryonidae. The transcript has a single exon. The record is from RefSeq and is a predicted model, not a curated record.